CUUUUAAGUUAGUUUAAUUGCGGCCAACGCAGAGUUAAGAGUCACAAGAAUGGGCCACACAAAUGAAAGGAUUAAGGACUCGAUCACCGCGGAACGAGUUGCCAUAUUCUUUGGCCUGCUGUCCACCUGUCUGAUCGUUGCUCUCGUAAUUGUGGUCGUCCAUAGGGAUAAUUUGUGGCUGCAGUUGGACGAAGCCAAAAGAAUGUUGGAUGUUCUGGAGGAAUACAUUCAAAGUCACUUGCUGACUACAGAUUAUGACAGAAAACAAUAAA
This is a messenger RNA of Drosophila subpulchrella, 272 nucleotides long. RefSeq lists its product as uncharacterized. Bases 50 to 271 code for a protein of 73 amino acids. The record is from RefSeq and is a predicted model, not a curated record. NCBI's taxonomy places the organism in Eukaryota, Metazoa, Arthropoda, Insecta, Diptera, Drosophilidae. The transcript has 2 exons.